Messenger RNA from Nycticebus coucang (slow loris), 1791 nucleotides. RefSeq names its product transketolase like 1 (gene TKTL1). Gene Ontology annotation, molecular function: transketolase activity; thiamine pyrophosphate binding. The transcript has 13 exons. The coding region runs from base 1 to 1791 and encodes 596 amino acids. The record is from RefSeq and is a predicted model, not a curated record. Lineage: Eukaryota; Metazoa; Chordata; Mammalia; Primates; Lorisidae.
AUGGCUGAUGCUGAAGCUAGCACUGCUAUGGCUGAGGAGGCCAGGCCCGACUCGAAGACUGUGCAGGUGCUGCGGGACAUGGCCAACCGCCUGCGCAUCCACUCCAUCAGGGCCACGUGCGCAUCGAGUUCUGGCCACCCCACGUCAUGUAGCAGUGCUGCCGAGAUCAUGUCUGUGCUGUUCUUCCACACAAUGAGGUAUAAACAGUCUGACCCAGAGAGCCCAGACAAUGACCGAUUCAUCCUGUCAAAGAGACUGUCGUUUGUUGAUGUGGCAACAGGAUGGUUUGGUCAGGGACUGGGGGCUGCAUGCGGGAUGGCAUAUACUGGCAAGUACUUUGACAAGGCCAGCUACCGGGUAUUCUGCCUCAUGGGAGAUGGCGAGUCCUCAGAAGGCUCCGUCUGGGAGGCAUUGGCCUUUGCUUCCUACUACGGUCUGGACAAUCUGGUGGCAAUCUUUGAUGUGAAUCGCCUGGGACACAGUGGCGCCUUUCCUGCCGAGCACUGCAUAGAGAUCUAUAAGAAGCGCUGUGAAGCCUUUGGGUGGAAUACUUACGUGGUGGAUGGCCGUGAUGUGGAGGCUCUGUGCCAGGUGUUCUUGCAGGCAACUCAAGUGAAGAACAAGCCUACAGCUGUGGUUGCCAAGACCUUCAAGGGUCGUGGCAUGCCAAAUGUUGAAGAUGCAGAAAAUUGGUAUGGAAAGCCAAUGCCAAAAGAAAGAGCAGAUGCAAUUAUCAAAUUAAUUGAGAGCCAGAUACAGACCAAUAGAAACCUUAUACCAAAACCCCCUAUUGAGGAUUCGCCUCAAAUCAGCAUCACGGAUAUCAAAAUGACCUCUCCACCUGCUUAUAAAGUUGGUGACAAGAUGGCUACUCGGAGAGCAUGUGGUUUUGCUUUGGCCAAGCUGGGCCAUGCAAAUGACAGAGUCAUUGUGCUGGAUGGUGACACCAAGAACUCUACCUUCUCUGAGAUAUUCAAGAAGGAGCACCCUGAGCGCUUUAUUGAGUGUUUUAUUGCUGAGCAAAACAUGGUGAGCGUGGCGCUGGGCUGUGCCACCCGUGAUCGGACCAUUGCUUUUGCUAGCAGCUUUGCUGCCUUUUUGACCCGAGCAUUUGAUCAGAUCCGGAUGGGAGCCAUCUCUCAAGCCAACAUCAACCUCAUUGGCUCCCACUGUGGAAUAUCUGUUGGUGAAGACGGCCCCUCCCAGAUGGCCCUGGAGGAUCUAGCCAUGUUCCGAGCCAUUCCCAACUGCACUGUUUUCUAUCCAAGUGACGCUGUCUCGACAGAGCAUGCUGUUUAUCUGGCGGCCAAUGCCAAGGGGAUCUGCUUCAUUCGGACCAGCCGACCUGACAACGCAGUUAUCUACAGCCCACAAGAAAGCUUUGAGAUCGGACAGGCCAAGGUCGUCCGCCACAGUGUCAAUGACAAAGUCACAGUUAUUUCAGCUGGAGUUACUCUGCACGAAGCCUUAGCAGCUGCUGAUGAUCUUUCUAAACAAGAUAUUCCUGCCCGUGUCAUCGACCUGUUUACCAUCAAACCCCUGGAUGCUGCCACCAUCAUUUCCAGUGCAAAAGCCACAGGUGGCCGAGUUGUCACAGUAGAGGAUCAUUACCCAGAAGGUGGCAUUGGAGAAGCUGUCUGUGCAGCCGUCUCCAUGGAGCCUGACAUCCUGGUUCAUCAACUGGCAGUGUCGGGAAUGCCUCGGAGUGGGAAGCCGAGUGAGCUGCUGGAUGUGUUUGGAAUCAGUGCCAGACACAUUAUUGUGGCAGUGAAAUGCAUUUUAAAGAACUAA